GAGCCUGCGUAGAACGCCCAAGCGGAUGACGUUGCGCAGCAGUGCGGGGCUAUAGACCAAUAGCAGGGGGAGGCUAUCGCAAACAUCCAAUCAGAGACGCUCAGGGGCGGAGUCUACCAAUGCCUAAAGCGAGGAGGCGGGAUAAAAAAGCGAGGCCGAAGGUAGGCUGGCAGAUACGUUCGUUAGAUUACUCCUUUCUGCCCCUGGACGCCGCCGAGUAAGCAUCGUUAAAGUCUCCCCUCCCACCGCCGUCAUGUCUAAGUCAGAGUCUCCCAAAGAGCCCGAGCAGCUGCGGAAACUCUUCAUCGGAGGUUUGAGCUUCGAAACGACCGAUGAGAGUCUGAGGAGCCAUUUUGAGCAAUGGGGGACGCUUACGGACUGUGUGGUAAUGAGAGACCCCAACACCAAGCGCUCCAGAGGCUUUGGGUUCGUCACGUACGCCACCGUGGAGGAGGUGGACGCGGCCAUGAACGCCCGGCCGCACAAGGUGGACGGAAGAGUCGUGGAACCAAAGAGGGCUGUCUCCCGAGAAGAUUCUCAAAGACCCGGUGCCCACUUAACUGUGAAAAAGAUUUUUGUCGGUGGCAUUAAAGAAGACACUGAAGAACAUCAUCUAAGAGAUUAUUUUGAACAGUAUGGGAAAAUCGAAGUGAUUGAGAUCAUGACUGACCGAGGCAGUGGCAAAAAGAGAGGUUUCGCUUUUGUGACCUUUGAUGACCACGACUCUGUAGACAAGAUUGUCAUUCAAAAAUACCAUACUGUGAAUGGCCACAACUGUGAAGUAAGGAAAGCCCUAUCGAAGCAAGAGAUGGCUAGUGCUUCGUCCAGCCAAAGAGGCCGAAGUGGUUCUGGAAACUUUGGUGGUGGUCGUGGAGGUGGUUUUGGUGGGAAUGACAACUUUGGUCGUGGAGGGAACUUCAGUGGUCGAGGUGGCUUCGGUGGCAGUCGAGGUGGUGGUGGAUAUGGUGGCAGUGGGGAUGGCUAUAACGGAUUUGGUAAUGACGGUGGUUAUGGAGGAGGCGGCCCUGGUUACUCUGGAGGAAGCAGAGGCUAUGGAAGUGGUGGACAGGGUUAUGGAAACCAGGGCAGUGGCUAUGGCGGGAGUGGCAGCUAUGACAGCUAUAACAACGGAGGAGGCGGAGGCGGCUAUGGCGGUGGUAGUGGAAGCAACUUUGGAGGUGGCGGAAGCUAUAACGAUUUUGGCAAUUACAACAAUCAAUCCUCAAAUUUUGGACCCAUGAAAGGAGGAAAUUUUGGAGGCAGAAGCUCUGGCCCCUAUGGUGGUGGAGGCCAAUACUUUGCCAAACCACGAAACCAAGGUGGCUAUGGCGGUUCCAGCAGCAGCAGCAGCUAUGGCAGUGGCAGAAGGUUUUAAUUACUGCCAGGUAAGUAAACACCCUUUUAUGUUUUAAGUUAAUUUUUGUAAAUGAUAAUGAACCCAGUAACCCUAAUGUAGCUGAGCAGUGCAACAUAGUUAACAUUAUAAUUGCAGUAAAAUUGUGGAUGUUAAUAUUCAGAUCAGCAAAAUUUGUGGGAAACAAAACUUGCUAUUGGAUUGUAGCCUUGAGUCUUAAUAUGUUUAGAUUAACAACUUUAUUCCAUAUUGUUCAACAGGAAACAAAGCUUAGCAGGAGAGGAGAGCCAGAGAAGUGACAGGGAAGCUACAGGUUACAACAGAUUUGUGAACUCAGCCAAGCACAGUGGUGGCAGGGCCUAGCUGCUACAAAGAAGACAUGUUUUAGACAAUACUCAUGUGUAUGGGCAAAAAACUCGAGGACUGUAUUUGUGACUAAUUGUAUAACAGGUUAUUUUAGUUUCUGUUCUGUGGAAAGUGUAAAGCAUUCCAACAAAGGGUUUUAAUGUAGAUUUUUUUUUUUGCACCCAUGCUGUUGAUUGCUAAAUGUAAUAGUCUGAUCAUGACGCUGAAUAAAUGUGUCUUUUUUUAAAUGUGCUGUGUAAAGUUAGUCUACUCUGAAGCCAUCUUGGUAAACUACCCCAACAGUGUGAAGUUAGAAUUCCUUCAGGGUGAUGCCAGGUUCCACUCGAAAUUUAUUUGCAACCUGCUUGGGCACAGAAGCCAUUGUCUCCACAAACCUUGGUGUGGUUGAACUGACAGUUAAUGUGUUGUGACCUGGAGUUCACCGUUAAAAGGGUCACCCAAGCAAAGUCCUGGAGUUUAUUUGGUUAUUAUGAUUGUUGGCACAUCCUAUGCAAUAUAUCUAAAUUGAAUUAUGGUAUCAGAUAAAAUUAUAGAUGGGAUUAAAGCUUGUGUAUCGUCCAUUAUCAUGUGUAAUCAAUAAACGAUUUAAUAUUCUCUUGAA
Messenger RNA from Canis lupus familiaris (dog), 2321 nucleotides. It is a transcript of the gene HNRNPA1, whose product is annotated as heterogeneous nuclear ribonucleoprotein A1. Gene Ontology annotation, molecular function: RNA binding. The record is from RefSeq and is a predicted model, not a curated record. The transcript has 10 exons. Bases 254 to 1375 code for a protein of 373 amino acids. Lineage: Eukaryota; Metazoa; Chordata; Mammalia; Carnivora; Canidae.